AUGCGUCGUUUCGUAGGUAUGACUCUGGCGGCCAGAGCCUCGCUCCGGACCUAUGCCCUCCCUCAUCGGUCCAUCAGCCGGCCCAUCGCACGCCCAUACACUGCGACCUCCCAGCGACGACAAACCGCGUUCCAUUCACAGCUCGACAAUUCGGCAUCUUCAGCCGUCCUCUCCUCCUUCAACACGGCGUCCCAGACGCCCCAGACCCUGACGGAGAAGAUUGUACAGAGACACUCCGUCGGCCUAGCCCAGGGCAAGGUUGUCAAGUCAGGCGACUAUGUCACAAUGUCUCCCGCGAGGUGCAUGACGCACGACAAUUCAUGGCCUGUUGCUUUGAAGUUUAUGUCCAUUGGCGCAUCCAAGAUCCAUGACAACCAGCAGCUUGUCAUGACAUUGGAUCACGAUGUACAGAACAAGAGCGAGUCAAAUCUCAAGAAGUACUCCCAGAUCCAAAACUUCGCGCAGCAACACGGCGUCGAUUUCUACCCGGCCGGGAGGGGUAUUGGUCACCAAAUCAUGGUGGAAGAAGGAUAUGCGUGGCCCGGUACUGUCACCGUGGCAAGCGAUUCUCAUUCGAACAUGUACGGUGGUGUGGGCUGCCUCGGCACCCCAGUAGUGCGUACCGACGCUGCCAGCAUUUGGGCUACAGGACGCACAUGGUGGCAAGUGCCGCCAAUCGCCAAGGUCACCUUGACUGGCGUUCUUCCUCCCGGCGUUACUGGCAAGGAUGUAAUCGUGGCGCUAUGCGGUCUCUUCAACAAAGACGACGUCCUCAACCACGCCAUUGAGUUUACUGGUUCAGAGGAAACUAUGGCGAGCCUACCCGUCGAUGACCGCCUUGCGAUCGCAAAUAUGACGACUGAAUGGGGAGCCUUGAGUGGCCUCUUCCCCAUCGAUGCCACUCUGCAGACUUGGCUGCGUGCGAAGGCAACUUCAUCUGCUGUUCUCGGUGACGGCGUUGCUCUGAACCAGUUCUCACACCAGAAGAUUGACGAUCUCAUUCAGAACAAACUCACAGCAGACCCCGGCGCUACCUACGCAAAAUCCCUGUAUUUGAAUUUAUCCACACUGGCUCCGUUUGUCUCAGGACCCAACUCGGUCAAGGUUGCCACGCCGUUGAAGGACCUUGAGGCUCAGAACAUCAAACUCAACAAGGCGUAUCUUGUCUCGUGCACGAAUUCCCGAGCUUCCGAUCUCGCCGCUGCUGCCCGCGUUUUCAGAGAGGCAGCAGCCAAAGGGGCCCAACCCAAGGUUGCCCCAGGUGUAAACUUCUACAUCGCUGCCGCGUCUACUGUCGAACAACAGGCAGCGGAAGAAACAGGUGACUGGCAGGUACUACUAGACGCGGGCGCGCAGCCCCUUCCAUCAGGCUGCGGUCCUUGCAUCGGUCUUGGUACUGGACUCUUGGAGCCGGGUGAAAUUGGGAUCAGUGCGAGUAACAGGAAUUUCAAGGGGCGUAUGGGUUCAACGGAAGCGAAAGCGUACCUGGCAAGUCCUGAAGUCGUCGCCGCCAGUGCUCUUCAGGGGAAGAUUGCAGGACCCGGCUGGUAUCAAAAGCCUGAUGAUGUCGAUAAGGUCAUCAUUGGUGAAGGAGAUGGCAACUUGGAAAAGGACAUCGCAAUUAGCAUUGAAGAAGCUUUGGAGAAGAUCAUCGCUCAGGCAGAUAGCCUCAUCUCCGAUGCCGAGGGCGGCGCUGGAACCACAGAGGUAGAUGAUGGCCCCGAGACUCUCACUGACAUUCUGCCGGGCUUUCCAGAGAAGGUCGAGGGAGAGAUCGUCUUCUGCGAUGCGGAUAACGUCAAUACUGAUGGCAUAUAUCCCGGAAAGUACACAUAUCAGGACAAUGUGUCUGUUGAGAAGAUGGCCGAGGUCUGUAUGGAAAAUUACGACAAGGCUUUUGGUGCUGUCGCCAAGGAAGGCGAUAUCCUCGUCUCUGGUUUCAACUUUGGCUGUGGCAGCUCGCGAGAACAGGCGGCUACUGCCAUUCUGGCCAAAAAGAUACCCCUCGUAGUCUCUGGAAGCUUCGGGAACAUCUUCAGCCGGAACAGCAUCAACAACGGGCUCCUGGGUCUGGAGGUCCCCAAGCUCAUCCAAAGGCUCCGGGACACCUUCAAGGCCGAGGACGGAAAGGCGCAGAUUCCCACCAGACGGACCGGGUGGAAGAUCCUGUGGGACGUGAGGAGGAGCAAGGUCACGGUCACCGAGGGCGAGGGCGGCCAGACGUGGAGUCAGAAGGUUGGCGAAAUGCCGCCCAACGUCCAGGAGAUCAUCGCGAGAGGCGGCCUGGAGAAAUGGGUCAAGGCCGAGAUCUCGCGGGCUUAA
Messenger RNA from Neoarthrinium moseri, 2322 nucleotides. RefSeq lists its product as uncharacterized. Gene Ontology annotation, biological process: L-lysine biosynthetic process. Bases 1 to 2322 code for a protein of 773 amino acids. The transcript has 3 exons. The record is from RefSeq and is a predicted model, not a curated record. NCBI's taxonomy places the organism in Eukaryota, Fungi, Ascomycota, Sordariomycetes, Amphisphaeriales, Apiosporaceae. Gene Ontology annotation, molecular function: homoaconitate hydratase activity; 4 iron, 4 sulfur cluster binding.